AUGUCCCGCGAAAUAACCGGCGGGUCGAUUAAUCUUAAGGUUAUCGUGGCUGAAGCAACCAUAGGCCCUUCUGAAACCAAACAAGCUAUCCGCGGCCGUGUCGCUCUGUCACAAGGCUGUAACCGCAGGCAAUCACUUUACGCGCAAGUCGAUGAUUCUGGCAUCCCCACAUGGAGAGUCGCAAGGCCGUCGGCGGACGGUUCCGGCGAACAGAACGGAGUGGUCGAGACCCCUGCGAGGACCCUGCAUGCCCUGCAUGGUUAUGGCGCAACGGGCGAGCAGCCGAAGUCGGGCGAUCACUCGCGCCUCCGAUCGAGCACAUCAUGGCCAGGUGAAACCAUCGCGGUCACGGGACCGGAAUUUGAUGCAGUUGAGAUACAGUGUCAAAAUAUGCAAGCAUCAGGUCUGCUUUUCGGGGGGUAUAAGCGUCGCUAA
This is a messenger RNA of Parastagonospora nodorum SN15, 435 nucleotides long. RefSeq lists its product as hypothetical. Bases 1 to 435 code for a protein of 144 amino acids. The transcript is spliced from 5 exons. Lineage: Eukaryota; Fungi; Ascomycota; Dothideomycetes; Pleosporales; Phaeosphaeriaceae. The record is from RefSeq and is a predicted model, not a curated record.